Molecule: messenger RNA, 979 nt
Organism: Ziziphus jujuba (common jujube)
Lineage: Eukaryota; Viridiplantae; Streptophyta; Magnoliopsida; Rosales; Rhamnaceae
Product: early nodulin-like protein 8
Exons: 2
Coding region: 180-770 (196 amino acids)
Cellular component (GO): plasma membrane
Molecular function (GO): electron transfer activity
Source: RefSeq, a predicted model, not a curated record
AACUGGUCAAUCCCUCACUCCAAAAGAGGGGUAUUCAGGUAAAUUAGCCAUCAUAUUGUACCUUUUUCUUCCACCAAUCAGUCUGAAGAUCCUCAACCCCCCAUAAGAUUUGUCUCAAUAGUGUUCCCAAGUCUCUUGAACAAAAACUCCUGAAUUUGAGAAAGAAAAAAGAGUGAAAAAUGAAGUUAAAGAUGGCCAGUCUUAGAAGUCCUAAAAACAGCUUCUGUUUGGCUUUUCUGUUCCUUGCCUUUGUUCAAACUCAAGUCCUCUGCUACCAAUACAAAGUUGGAGAUUUAGAUUCUUGGGGAAUACCCAGUUCUGCCAAUCCUCAAGUGUACGCCAAGUGGUCUAAAUACCACACUUUCAGGAUCGGAGAUUCUCUCUUGUUCUUAUACCCACCAAGCCAAGAUUCAGUGAUUCAAGUCACAGCACAAUCCUAUAACAGCUGCAACCUCAAAGAUCCAAUCUUGUACAUGAACAAUGGAAACUCUCUGUUUAAUAUAACUUCAGAGGGCCAAUUUUUCUUCACCAGUGGAGAGUCAGGCCAUUGCGAAAAGAAGCAGAAGUUAUACAUUACUGUUGGGAAUGCUAGCGCUGCAUAUUCUCCUUCAUAUGGUCCCAGUGCAAUGCCAGAAACCUCACCUUCUUAUCCAACUGUUUUCGGCACAAUCCCAGCACCACCUUCCUAUUCACCAUCACUCAAUUUCCCAGUUUUCAUGGCUUCUGCUAUUGGAUUUAUGGUAUGUGCAUUACUUGGCGGCAUCAUGUAAAAAAGAACAUAAAUAUUCAGAACCCAAUUGAGAAAUUAUUUUUUUUCCUUUCCUCAUUUUGAAUAUUGAUUUUUUCCCCUUCCAUUCUUGAAUUCUAAAAAGUAUAAUUGGUUUACAUGGAGAUUUCUGGAUUUGUAUUAUUUUUCAGCAAUUAUAUGUAACAAAGUGUUCAAUAUCUUAAUCAAUAUUGUCAAGUUUUUGGUUUUGCA